AUGUCCAUCUUCGGCCGCUCGACGUACUCCUCUGCUGGGUAUGCUGCCUUUCGGCCCUCAUAUCCCUCGGUUCUUUACGACCGGGUGUUGAGAUUUCACGGCAAAGAGGCCCCUUCCUUCCCAUCACCAUCGUCGUCUUCGCCGGCAGCUGGAACACUGCUGGACCUUGGCUGCGGACAUGGCUUGGUGGCGCGCGCACUCGCUCCCUAUUUCAGCCGUGUUAUCGCCCUUGAUCCUUCGGCCGGCAUGAUUGAACAGGCUCGCAAGCUGACCGGCGACAACUCCAAGAUUACGUUCAAGCAAGGCGGAGCCGAGGACCUUUCAUUCCUUGACGACAAUGCCGUUGACUGUGUGGUUGCUGGUCAAGCGGCGCAUUGGUUUGACUACUCCAAGGUCUGGCCAGCACUUGCACGGGUCGUGAAGCGCGGCGGAACCCUGGCUUUCUGGGGUUACAAGGAUCACAUCAUCGUUGGGCGGCCGGAAACAACGCCCAUCUUUGACAGGUUCAUCUACGGCGAGACGGAGCCGGUGCCGGGCGUGGAAAGCAUGAUGCGCUUUUGGGAACAACCCGGCCGGAACAUAUUACGGGAUUCACUGCGGGAGGUAGUCCCUCCCGAGUCGGAAUGGGAACAUGUGGUCCGCAUUGCUUGGGAUCCCAAUCAUGAGACGGGCGACAUUAGCGAUGCUCCGGAAGAGGCCACUUGGUUGCGUCGGAGGCUCAAGUUGGGCGAGUUGGCGAGCUAUAUUCGCACGUUCAGUGCCUUCAGUGGUUGGAGAAGCGCCCAUCCCGAGAUGAAGUGCAGGGCGGACGGAGGAGAGGGCGACAUUGUUGACUUGAUGUUUGACGAGGUUAUUGCUGCGGUGCCGGAAUGGAAAGCGGCGGGAGAUCGAUGGGCCGAAAUCGAGGUUGAUGCUGUUUGGGGAACCGCUUUGUUGAUGGCGAAGAGACGAUGAAUUGGUAGUGUAUGAUUAUUAGAAUCACGGUAAAUCCGUCAACGUGUGUGCUACCUCUUUUGAUAGGAUAGUAUCAGAAUCCAGGAGGAGACGAUACUGUAC
This is a messenger RNA of Neurospora tetrasperma FGSC 2508, 1056 nucleotides long. RefSeq lists its product as uncharacterized. NCBI's taxonomy places the organism in Eukaryota, Fungi, Ascomycota, Sordariomycetes, Sordariales, Sordariaceae. The record is from RefSeq and is a predicted model, not a curated record. The coding region runs from base 1 to 954 and encodes 317 amino acids. Gene Ontology annotation, molecular function: S-adenosylmethionine-dependent methyltransferase activity. The transcript is spliced from 2 exons.